Molecule: messenger RNA, 3177 nt
Organism: Styela clava
Lineage: Eukaryota; Metazoa; Chordata; Ascidiacea; Stolidobranchia; Styelidae
Source: RefSeq, a predicted model, not a curated record
CGUGCAAGAUUUUCAGAAUUUACUUGAUUUAAAUAUAGUGUAAAAUUCUUAUUAAUCAUGAAUUUACUUUAUAGCUUGGCCUUUGGUUAUAUUAUUUCUGUAAUUUGAUAUAUAUAUGCGUGAUUUGAAAGGUCCAAAAAUUAAGAAAUGCAACUUGAGUUGUAAAUAUAUUAUUAUGAAUAGGCAUGUAUCAACGUCCAUAGCCAGCAGCGAAAAAGAAUGGUUUCAAAUACGUCAUUGCUUUGUCCAGGCGUACUUCAAAUAUCCGCUGUACAAGUAUCUGAUUCCAAACGAAGUUAAACGGAAAGAAUUUCUCACGAAUUACAUAGAAGCUAACUAUGACGUGGCCGUUCGUCACGGAAAUUCACUGUUGCUUUGCAUACGCAUGGUUAACGAAGAAGAUGAUAGUUGUCAGUUGAAGAAAUCGUUCGCUGAUGAUAAAAAAAUAAUUGGUGGAGCACUCUUCGUUCCUCCUACCACAGAUGGUGGAGACUGGGAUUGCGCUGAUGACGACACAUUUUUCAAAUCCUACGAAAACUACGGACUGAAUGAUAUUGACAACGAUGCCUACCACAACAUAAUCAGCCAUGAAAAAUGGGAGACAGAGAAUAUUAUGACAAAGAUAUGCAAGCUUAAAUUUGAAGCAUGGAUGGCGUUUUUCUGGGCCAUUGAUCCCGAAUUUGCUGGAAAGGGGUACGGUAGUGCCAGCUAUCCAGAUUGCAUGCAAAUUCUACAAAAUUAUCAAGAAAAACAACUACCUUCAGUCAGAAAUUUAAUGACACCGCGCAGAAGAUGCCAGAUGAACAUGCCUUUAAGUGGAAUCGAAAAUUACGGAAAAACAAGCCAAAUAAUUUCUACUGUGUCAACGACUCAAUCUUUUCCAUUGCCCCUACCUGACUUUAUGCAAGCAGGUGACAAAACGAUAUGUCAAUGGUCACGAACUUACAAAGAUCCGGUUGUAUUUUUUCCAAGUCACUGUGAACGAGCUGUGAAAUUUCACAUGAAAAAUGGAUUUCAUUUAAUCGGAAAAACGCAAGUAAACAAUAGGAAAUUUCCGUUUGAUGCAAGUGCCAAAACUGACCCACCAUGGGCUAAUUUACUGAUAAUCGGACUGUAUGAAAAAUCAACUUACGAUCAGUACACAUCGGGAUACCACUGUAAACAAAAAAAAUUCACUACACGGUUUCGGGACAGAAUGGGGUACAUCCAAGAUGAAACUUUUCCCGCGCUAUAAGUUUCUACGCAGUGUGCAAUGAUUUUAAUCAUAAUUUUAGCAAAUAACCAUAGCAAAGCUAUUAGUAUAUGCUGUAUAUAGUAUUAUGCAGAUGGCAAGAAAGACAUGCGACAUGUUUCAUUGACAAAACGUUAGUGUUCUGAGCAGUACCGUGAAUCUAGUUUUUGCGCAAGAGUUGCUUGAAAGUACCCGAAGAAAACUAGCCACAAUUUGCUAGUAGGAUAGGACGUUAGAAUAUCAGUUAGCCUUCUUCAAGUCCAAUGUAAUCAUUUGCACAAAAAUAUAGGAAACUUAAUGAAUGGUUUUCGACAUGCGCAUACUUUUUACAGAAAUGUGUCACUUUCCAUACUUAUGAUUGUUGGCCAAAAUAUACUGUACAAAGUACGUAAUACCAUCACUAAUAUAUCAGAUAAAGCAUUUGCAUUUUGUGACAAUAACUUAUCGAUCGAUUCAAGCCAAUGUCUCGCAAUGACACGUGCUUCGCCAGCACAGACUGCCGCGAUGGCGCAUUGGUUUCACCAACCAGAGGUCGAACAGAGGUUAAGGAGGCAUUGUGACAUAAAUCAGUAUUAAAUUUGCCCUGUAAAAUAAAUAUGAUAAAAACCAUGUAUAUUUGUUACUAUGCCGAUAGAGUCUUAUCCCAGGAACAUAGCUUGCCAAAUUUUGCAUAUUCCACUGAUACUUACCGUACGUUAUCGGCAUUCCAGUAGUUUUGAUGUCGUACGCGGUAUAUUCCAUCUCGUAAAACAUUUCUAUCUUCUGUAUAUUACACUUAGAGUUGAAACUUGUAAAAAUUUGAAAUUGAAUAUUUGAAAAAGUACAGAUAUAUUGCAAAGUUAUAUAUUUAAAAUAAAAACAACCCACAAUUGACGUGGUUACAAUCUGCUAUUUUUUUAAAAAAUAUAUCACUUUUAAGCUGCGUAAUUUCAUGCGAGUUUGCUGAAGCUUAAAACUUUCAGUUCAUCAUCAUCAUAAAUCAAAUUCAAAUCAUCAUAAAAAGCUAUCAUUUUCGCAAGUGUUUCGUGCCAUUGUGUCUACAUACAACAAAAAAGAAAGCCAAGAGUAAAAUCAUACAAGAAAUAAUCUAUGAGCCUCCUGCCCUUCUCAUUCCAACUGAGUAUAUCUGUCGGCUUGACAUCACUAGAACAGUUGGUGCACUUCCUAUAAGAUAGCCUACUUUCCGCCACUGAGUACUGACUUCUGAGUAUCCCAACUACUUUCUCAUGCAUACUCGCUGUCCCUCCUGCUUCUGUCGACAAACUUUGUAUUGCAACUCUCCAUAAUGAGUGCUAAUAUGAAUCUAUUGACCGCAGCAACGGUAACAUCGAUUGCCAAUGCCAAAACUAAAAUAACGCCUUAAUAAAAAGAGUAGCUAAAUUAUCGCUCAGGCUAAAUCAGUGACGAUGUGAUUUGGAGUUGCAAAUGGUUCGUCUGUGGAGGUGAGAACAAUAUUGGCGUGUAGCAUAAUAGAGAUUUAACGUUGGAAUUUUCAAAUGGGUAACCGUCAGCUCAUCAAACGCGAAAGUGACACUGAAGUUCGCCUUUUAUCUUUUACUGUUCUCACAUUAAUAGUAUUUCUUGACUUUGCUGGAAUUGGAUGAUAUAUAUUACUUCUUUCUUAGUAUUGUUGUUCAAAAAAAUGUGAAAUAUCGAAUUGCUGAUCGAUGGAUUUAUUUUAUUAAAAGGGUAAACAAUAAUUACAUAAUAUUUUAGCGCAUCCCUAACCCCUCUCUGCUAUAACAAGAUGGCCAUUUUUGACAAACCCACUAUGUUUGGACAACUACACAUAUAAAAUCCUUCCCGAUAUGACAAGCCAUUAUUAAAAUGAUGGGUUAUCCAAAUGUAUAAACUGUAAUAUAUAUGAGGUAAAAAAUUGAAUAGUUGUUAAACACUGUGUUCAGAUAAUUGUGUGCAUUUGUUCCUGCUGUCAACGAAAUGGAAUA